Molecule: messenger RNA, 951 nt
Organism: Paraglomus brasilianum
Lineage: Eukaryota; Fungi; Glomeromycota; Glomeromycetes; Paraglomerales; Paraglomeraceae
Source: the annotation of a GenBank genome assembly
AUGUCAAGCUCCACAGACUUGGUGAAAACUUGUAUUAAAAAUGCGUCUCAGCAAUUUGAUGAAUGUUUGACAAUGGCAAAAGAGAAUCCAAUACUAGCAGGCAUUGCCGAAGUGCUCGACGUCCAAAAAAUCGUAUUCGACCACGCCGUACUUGAAUAUUUGCUAGACAGCAGGCUUAUGAUGGAAAAAAGCGCCGAAUUGUCCAAUGCGGUUGAGAGUCUCGGGCCAACUUGUACAGAUAUCGGACAGUUUAUGAAUGCAGUCAGGGCACUUGUAACUUUUGCGCAAGAAUAUGAGACCUAUGCGAAAAAUUUAGCGCAAGUUUUCAGAGAUAUCUACGUAGCGUUGACAAACUGUUCAAAGGAUGCAAACGAUUGCUUGGAGAAAGAAGUUCAAGAGAAGAUGGAGGAAAUGGACAAGUUAUUGAAAGACAUUGACAAUGCAAAUGGAACGAAGACAUUUGGAAAGGUCUUUGCAGGACUUGGCGCGACGGGUGUGGCCGGAGCAAUCACCGUUGGUAUUCUUGCUCCCCAAGUCGCACUCGGAGCAGCUGCUGUCGCAUCUUUGAGCGGCUUGGUAGGAGUCGGUGGUGCGGCUACUAUAAAGAGCAAGGGAAAUAGUAUUACAGCGCUCACGGGAGAUAUACAAGGUUUAAUGGUUAAAAUAGAUAACAACGAAUUAAUGAAAGCGUUAUGCACGAAUUUAGAAGAUUCUGCAAAAGAGAUCAGGCAAAUAGAAAUCCAUUGGCAAGCACGAGGUGUCGAGGCAGAGAGGUUAUUCGAGAGGCUGCAGGGCUAUGAGAAUAAAGGAAGACAUUUGGGCCUACUCGAGGCGAAAGCAUUUAGACGAAAAUGGACAAACUACCAAACCGAUUUUGAAAGAUACUCAACCGAAAUAUGGCAGUAUCUUUCGGAACAAGUUCAAGACAGAUAUGAAACUGUAAUGUCAUAA